CUCGCGAUCGAUCUUGAUCUUACUUUAUACAGCCCUAUCAACUCUAUUCUACUUCCUCACCUCAUCACCAUGGAUUUCCUCAAGAAAGCUGCCGAAAAGGCCACCGGCGGAAGCGAGCACAAGCAGGAGAACAAUCAGCAAAAUGACGACUAUGUUGACAAGGCCUUCGCUGCCGGUGCGAAGAAGUCUGGUUACAACCUCGACCGCAACACCCAGGAGAAGGUCACUGAUGGUGCCCGCGAGGCUUACGAGAAGUUUACUGGCAAGAAGGUUUCUGAGAAGAUCUCCAACUAG
This is a messenger RNA of Penicillium canescens, 294 nucleotides long. RefSeq lists its product as uncharacterized. The transcript has 3 exons. The record is from RefSeq and is a predicted model, not a curated record. The coding region runs from base 70 to 294 and encodes 74 amino acids. Lineage: Eukaryota; Fungi; Ascomycota; Eurotiomycetes; Eurotiales; Aspergillaceae.